Molecule: messenger RNA, 1496 nt
Organism: Stomoxys calcitrans (stable fly)
Lineage: Eukaryota; Metazoa; Arthropoda; Insecta; Diptera; Muscidae
Product: sodium/potassium/calcium exchanger 3-like
Exons: 7
Coding region: 108-1460 (450 amino acids)
Biological process (GO): calcium ion transmembrane transport; intracellular calcium ion homeostasis
Cellular component (GO): membrane
Molecular function (GO): calcium, potassium:sodium antiporter activity; calcium channel activity
Source: RefSeq, a predicted model, not a curated record
UACCUUUUUUUAUUUUUUAAAGUAACUCCUCGGUCUGUCAAUUUCAUAUAUUCAAAAUAUUCCAUAAAUUGAAAAUAAAAAAUUAUUUCAUUAGAGAUUAUACUAAGAUGACAUUUGGGCAAAGAGACAAUACACUAGUCUUUUUCCAUCGAAAUCAUGGGAAUUUUGAAAAUUGUACCAUCAGUGGCAUAGAUGCUUUUCCGAAUUGGUUUACCGAAGCUGCUGUCCGUUAUGACUAUGUUUUGCUAUGUUUUCUUAUCAACAUGUAUCUGUUCUUGGGAGUGGCCAUUGUGUGUGACGAAUAUUGUGUACCUUGUGUGGAAAGAUUAUGCUAUAAGUUGGGAAUGAGCUAUGAUGUUGCUGGUGCUACAUUUCUUGCCAUGGCAACUUCAGCUCCUGAAUUUUUUGUAAAUUUGUAUGCAACAUUUUUGACAGAAGGUGACAUGGGUAUUGGAACAAUAGUGGGGUCCUCGACUUUCAACAGCCUGGCCAUAACUGCAUUCUGUGGAUUUGCAGCAGGGGUGGGUUUCUCCUUGGAUUGGUGGCCUCUGUCCCGUGACCUUUUGUGGAACACUUUAAAUAUUUUACUGCUGGCAUUGUUUAUGUAUGAUGGUCAUAUACUUUGGUACGAAGCAUUUGCUUUAUUCCUAUGCUUCUUGGCCAACACGGCUAAUCUUACAAUGGAUGCAGCCAUACAAAGCAAAAUCCGAGAUCGUAAUAAACCUUGUCCUUGCAUUUGCUAUGUGCCUAGGGGUGCUGUUCAAGAUUUUGAAGUUAUGCUUGACCCAGAGAAUUCUGGCGAAAAUGCCUAUAAUUUCUCUCAUUGGCCUGUGGAUAGCAGUGUUUGGGCAAAAUGUAUCUGGUCAUUGUCAUUUCCCCUAGAAUUGCUUAUGUUUCUGACCAUCCCAAAUGUUCGAAGGGAUUGUGCUCGCACUUGCUAUUUGCUUGGACUUGUUAUGUCCGUAGUAUGGAUAUCGAUUUUGACAUAUUUGAUUUCGUGGAUGCUUACCGUGGUUGGCUAUUAUUUGCAAAUUCCCGAUUCCAUCAUGGGUAUAACCUUUUUGGCAAUUGGAACCAGUAUUCCCGAAGCCAUAUCUAGCGUUAUUGUAGCAAAAAAAGGUUAUGGCUCUAUGGCAGUUUCUAAUGCUGUGGGUUCCAACAAUUUCAAUAUUUCAUUUUGUCUAGGUUUUCCUUGGCUCCUGAAAACUCUUUUCUCUACUCAAAAUUCCAAUAUGAAUGCAAUCAUCAUCAAUUCUGCCAGCAUAUUUCAUUCCACUUUGAUUUUGGUGGCCUCUUGUGUCAUAUUGUAUUGUUCAUUUCUAUUGACAAGAUUCCAGUUGGGACUACGUGUUGCUGUGAUUUGUAUGCUCUCAUAUCUGGCCUAUAUUGUCUUGGCUGUCGCGCUUGAAAUGUAUGUGUUCAGUGAUGAAAACCUGCCACAUUGUCCUCAUAAACCCUAAACCCUACAAUAAAGAAUUUGAACAAUUUAACUGAAA